CAGAGGUUGAAAGUCCCCCCUCCUCAGAUGCCUGGGUGGGAAGUUGCAGGGGGACACUGAGCAGGGAUCGAAGGCCGAUGUUUACCCACAACGGCGCCAAGACUGGGGUGUACCCGUUUCGCCAAUAGGUCCCAGUCUUCAACCACUCACUUUUCGGCUCCAGAGCUUGGCUUUUCGCUCACUCCACAGCUCGGCUGUAACCGUUUCGUUGGGCGGCCAGCUGUUGCAAGUAUGAGUGAUUCAACUCCUCUACUAGUUCAAUUUCCCGAGAGCGGCGGCAGCAAUGGGUAUUCCACGAGUUGGAAGUCGAGAUAUCGCAAGGCUCGCCGGGCAACUUCCAAGUUCCUCACCUCCAGAACGAAGCAUUGGCUGAUCCUCUUCCUCAUCAUCCUCGACGUUGCCGGGAUAUUGAGCGACAUCUUCAUCGCCUUGAUCACCUGCGAGUUGGAAAUCCGCGAUCAAAAAUGGGUCAAUCCGACGAGGGAAGCCUUGACAUCGUUCUCCUUGGUUAUGAGUUGCUUGUUCCUGUUGGAGCUUAUCCUGUGUCUCUGGGCAGACGGACUGCAGUACCUCAGCAACUGGUUCCAUUGCUUUGACGCCUUUGUCAUCGGUGGGAGCUUUGUAAUCGAUUUGCUGGAGCACGGUGUGGCAGAGGAGAUAGCCUCACUGAUCGUCAUCUUGCGUCUGUGGAGGUUUGUCAAGAUUGUCAAUGAGUUCAGCGUCGAAGCCUCGGAGCAGACGGAGGAAAUACGCAGGCGGGUUGAGGAGCUGGAGCUGGAGAAUGAGCAUCUGCGAGCGAAGUUGGGACGGCCCCAGUCUCAGCAUGGUGAGGAGACAGGGACAAUGUCCUGAAGCAUGAGGUUUUCCUUCGCUUUGCAUUCUGCAUCGUUUGGAUACACAGACUCCCUGGGGAUCCUGCGAGGUGUAACAAGUGCGGCAUGGCUGCACCAAAACAGUGUUUGGAGACGAAACUAAAACUUCACACUG
This is a messenger RNA of Pseudomassariella vexata, 987 nucleotides long. RefSeq names its product ion transporter. The record is from RefSeq and is a predicted model, not a curated record. Gene Ontology annotation, molecular function: voltage-gated proton channel activity. NCBI's taxonomy places the organism in Eukaryota, Fungi, Ascomycota, Sordariomycetes, Amphisphaeriales, Pseudomassariaceae. Gene Ontology annotation, biological process: proton transmembrane transport. The transcript is spliced from 3 exons. The coding region runs from base 232 to 852 and encodes 206 amino acids. Gene Ontology annotation, cellular component: plasma membrane.